Oikopleura dioica is the source of this 5082-nucleotide messenger RNA. NCBI's taxonomy places the organism in Eukaryota, Metazoa, Chordata, Appendicularia, Copelata, Oikopleuridae. The record is from the annotation of a GenBank genome assembly.
AUGGCGGCGAACUUGCCGAUAAAGUUCGAAGAGAACUUGAAUUUAAUAAACAUCGGGAUAAAUGCGGCCAAUGUCGGGUUCACGAAUCUCACCAUGGAGUCCGAAAAGUUCAUUUGCGUCCGCGAACAGGUUGGAGAUCAAAGUCAAGUCGUCAUUAUCGACAUGGCAGAUCCACAGAAUCCAAUCCGACGUCCCAUCACGGCAGAUAAUGCCAUCAUGAACCCCGUUAGUAAAAUCAUCGCUCUCAAAGCCGGCAAAACUCUUCAAAUUUUUAAUAUGGAACUCAAAGCAAAAAUGAAAGCACAUAAUAUGACAGAAGAGGUCGUCUUUUGGAAGUGGAUCACGCCGAGUAUUGUCGGUCUUGCCACAGAUCAAGCGUGUUAUCACUGGUCAAUCGAAGGCGAAUCCGCGCCAGUUAAAGUGUUCGACAGACAUGGCUCCCUUCAAGGCUGCCAGAUCAUCAACUACAGAGCUUCCGCAGAUCUGAAAUGGCUCUUGCUCGUUGGAAUCAGUGCCGUUGGUGGUGCAGUCAAAGGAGCAAUGCAGCUGUACUCAGUCGAUCGUAAAGUUAGUCAACCCAUCGAAGGUCACGCGGCUGCUUUCACUCAAUUCAAAGCCGAAGGAAACAACGCAGAAUCCAAUCUUUUCUGUUUCUCUGUUCGUGGCCCCGCUGGAGGCAAGCUUCACAUCAUCGAAGUUGGCUCACCUGCAGCAGGAAACCAACCCUUCGCCAAGCGACAAGCUGAUGUUUUCUUCCCAGCUGAAGCUGCCAAUGACUUCCCAGUCGCUAUGCAAGUGUCGAAGAAGCACGGUGUUAUCUACCUUGUCACAAAAUAUGGAUACAUCCACAUGUACGAUGUCGAGACCGGAAUCUGCAUCUUCAUGAACAGAAUCUCAAGCGAUACCAUCUUCGUUACCGUACCUCAAGAGUCGACUGGUGGUAUGAUGGGAGUCAACCGAAAGGGACAAGUCCUUGCCGUUACUAUCGAUGAGUCUAACAUCGUUCAAUACUGCCAGGGUCAGCUGAACAACCAUGACUUGGCUUUGAAAAUUGCUACUCGAUGUGACCUUGGCGGCGCUGAUGAUCUCUUCAUCAAAAAGUUCCAGCUUCUCUUUCAACAAGGGGCGUACACUGACGCCGCCAAAGUGGCCGCCAAAGCCCCUCGUGGUGUUCUCAGAACUACUCAAGUUAUCCAGCAAUUUCAACAAGUUCCAACUCAGCCAGGACAGACCUCACCACUUCUUCAAUAUUUCGGUAUUCUCUUGGAUGCUGGCAAGCUUAACAAAGUCGAAACAAUGGAACUCUGCCGACCGGUCCUUGCCCAGGGCCGAAAGCAGCUCAUUGAAAAAUGGCUAAAGGAAGACAAACUCGAAUGCUCCGAAGAACUUGGUGACCUUGUAAAGCCGACCGACGCCACUCUCGGGCUCUCCAUUUACCUCCGAGCCAACGCACCUAACAAAGUCGUCAGCUGCUUCGCUGAAACUGGCCAAUUCGACAAGAUUGUUCAAUAUUCCCAGAAAGUUGGCUUCACGCCCGAUUACAUCUUCCUUCUGCGACAUAUCAUGCGUAUGAAUCCUGAUCAGGGCACCAAGUUCGCUCAAUCCCUCGUCGCUGAUGAUGAGCCUUUGGCUGAUAUUUCGCAGAUCGUUGACGUUUUCUCUGAAUUCCGACUUGUCCAACAGUGCACUGCUUUCCUCUUGGAUGGUCUCAAGAACAACCGACCCUCAGAAGGACACCUCCAGACGAAGCUUCUUGAAAUGAACCUGAUGGGUGGAACUCAGCAAGUCGCUGACGCUAUUCUUGGUAACCAAGUUUUCUCUCACUACGAUCGACCUUACAUUGCCCAACUUUGCGAAAAGGCUGGCCUUCUUCAGCGAGCUCUUGAGCACUACACUGAUCUCUACGAUAUCAAGCGAGCAAUCAUUCACACCCAUCUUCUCCAGCCCGACUGGCUCGUCCAGUACUUCGGAAAUCUCUCUGUCGAAGACUCUCUCGAGUGCUUGAAGGCGAUGCUCACUGCCAACAUUCGCGUUAACUUGUCACUUGUUGUCAAGGUUGCCGGAAAAUACCACGAACAGCUCGGCGCUGAUAAGCUCAUUGCCAUCUUUGAAUCAUUCAAGUCUUACGAAGGUCUUUUCUACUUCCUCGGAGCCGUGGUCAACUUCAGCCAGGACCCCGAAGUCCAUUUCAAAUUCAUUGAAGCCGCCGUCAAGACCAACCAAAUCAAGGAAGUCGAGCGAAUCUGCCGAGAAUCUAACUGCUACGAGCCUGAAAAAGUCAAGAACUUCUUGAAAGAGCAGAAAAUGUCUGACCAACUUCCUUUGAUCAUCGUCUGCGAUCGAUUCGACUUCGUCCACGACUUGGUUCUCCAUCUUUACAGAAAUAAUCUCCAGAAGUACAUCGAGAUCUACGUCCAGAAAGUUAACCCAUCUCGACUCCCUCAGGUCAUUGGUGGCCUUUUGGAUGUCGAUUGCGAGCCAGAUGUGAUCAAGAGCCUCAUCAUGGUUGUCCGAGGUCAGUUUUCUACUGAUGACCUUGUCGCCGAAGUCGAGCAACGAAACCGCUUGAAGCUUCUCCUCCCAUGGCUUGAGUCGCGAAUUGCUGAAGGCUGCCAAGAACCCGCCACUCACAAUGCUUUGGCCAAGAUCUACAUUGAUGCCAACAACAACCCUGAGCGAUUCCUCCGCGAGAACCCCUUCUAUGACUCCGCUGUUGUCGGUAAAUACUGCGAAAAGCGAGAUCCUCAUCUCGCAUGCGUUGCGUACGAGCGUGGAAUGUGCGACGAUGAACUCAUCAAGGUCUGCAACGAAAACUCAUUGUUCAAGAACGAAGCGCGUUACCUUGUCCGAAGAAAAGAUCCCGAGCUCUGGGGAAAGGUCCUUGUUGACGAUAACCCACACAGACGAUCUGUCAUCGAUCAAGUCGUCCAGACCGCUCUCGGUGAGGCUCAGGAUCCUGAUGAGAUCUCCGUGACUGUCAAGAGCUUCAUGGAAGCUGACUUGCCAAACGAGCUGAUCGAGCUUUUGGAAAAGGUCGUUCUCGAAAACUCCGUCUUCUCCGACCAUCGAAACUUGCAGAACUUGCUCAUCCUCACUGCUGUCAAGGCUGACACUACCCGCGUUAUGGACUACAUCUCUCGACUUGACAACUACGAUGCCCCAGAUAUUGCUGAAAUCUGUAUCAACAAUGAGCUCUAUGAGGAAGCAUUCGCUAUCUUCAAGAAGUUCGACGCCACGACUUCUGCCAUGGAAGUCUUGAUCAACAAUGUCAAGAAUCUCGAUCGAGCUUACGAAUUCGCCGAACGCAUUUCAACUCCUGAAGUUUGGAGCCUCCUCGGUAAAGCUCAACUCGUUGAGAACCUCGUAAAAGAAGCCAUCGACUCCUUCAUCAAGGCUGAUGAUCCUUCUGCUUACAUGGAAGUCGUUGAUGCUGCUCAUCGAAACUCUGAAUUUGAUGAUCUUGUGAAGUUCCUUCAGAUGGCCCGAAAGAAGACCCGAGAAGCUUACGUUGAAACCGAGCUCUGCUACGCGUUCGCAAAGACGAAUAGACUCGCUGAGCUUGAAGAGUUCAUCGCCACUUCCAACAACGCUAAUGUCCAGCAGAUCGGUGAUCGAUGCUAUGAUCAAGAGAUGUACCAGGCUGCCAAGGUCCUAUACGCCAGCAUUUCCAACUUCGCUAGACUUGCUUCUACUCUCGUCAAACUUGGAGAGUAUCAGGCUGCUGUCGAGGCUGCCAAGAAGGCCAAUUCAACCCGAACAUGGAAGGAAGUCUGCUUUUCUUGCGUCGAAAAUGGCGAGUUCCGACUUGCUCAACUCUGUGGCCUCAACAUCGUUGUCCAUGCUGACGAACUCGAUGAUCUUAUCAGCUACUACCAGGAUCGUGGAUUCUUUGAGGAGCUCAUCACCAUGCUCGAAGGCGCCCUCGGACUCGAACGUGCUCACAUGGGCAUGUUUACCGAGCUUGCUAUUCUUUACUCCAAGUACAAGCCUGAGAAGAUGAAGGAGCACCUCGAGCUCUUCUGGUCUCGUGUCAAUAUUCCCAAGGUCCUCCGAGCUGCCGAGACUGCACACUUGUGGGCCGAGCUUGUUUUCCUCUACGACAAGUACGAGGAGUACGACAACGCCAUCUUGACAAUGAUGAAGCACCCAACUGUCGCAUGGAAAGAGGGACUCUUCAAGGACAUCAUCACCAAGGUCGCCAACAUCGAGCUUUACUACAAGGCUCUCCAGUUCUACAUCGACUUCAAGCCUCUUCUUAUCAACGACUUGCUCAAUGCUCUUAGCCCACGAAUCGACCACACCCGAACUGUUUGCUUCUUUAAAAAGAUGAACCAGCUUGCUCUUGUCAAGCCUUACCUCCGAGCUUCCCAAGGUAUCAACAACAAGGCCGUCAACGAGGCAUUGUCCGACCUUUUCAUCGAAGAAGAAGAUCACCAGGCUCUCCGAACUUCCAUCGACUCCUAUGAUGCCUUUGAUGCUAUUGGCCUUGCUCUUCGACUUGAAAAGCACGAACUCCUCGAAUUCAGACGUAUAGCUGCUUACCUUUACAAGAAGAACAACAGAUGGCAGCAAUCUGUCGAGCUUUGCAAGAAGGACGAUCUUUUCAAAGACGCAAUGGAGUACGCUGCCGAGAGCCGUGAUACCGAACUUGUGGAAGAACUCGCCAACUGGUUCCUCAAAAAGGGUCGACAUGAUUGUUAUGCUGCCUGCCUUUACACCUGUUACGACCUCAUGCGACCCGACGUUGUUCUCGAACAAUCGUGGAGAAACGGAAUCCAGGACUUUGCCAUGCCUUACUUUAUCCAGACUCUUCGUGAAAUGACCCUCCGAAUCGAAACCCUGGAAAAUGCAGAAAAGAAUAGGACGACGAAAGAGGUCGAAAAAGCCGAAGAGCCCGAGCAGCCGAUGAUCAUGGCGCCUCAGCUCAUGUUGGCGAACUCUGCACAUAUGCCCGGCAUGGCAGGAGCACCGAAUCCAUUCGGUCAACCUGGCAUGGGCGGUAUGGGACAGCCUGGUAUGCAAAACGGCAUGGGCAUGGGUGGCAUGCCAAACCAAUUCGGUGGAAUGCCUGGACAAUUCUAA